This is a messenger RNA of Oryctolagus cuniculus (rabbit), 13081 nucleotides long. The record is from RefSeq and is a predicted model, not a curated record. NCBI's taxonomy places the organism in Eukaryota, Metazoa, Chordata, Mammalia, Lagomorpha, Leporidae.
GCGUGCCGACGCCUGCGUCAGCAAAGAGCGGGGCUGGGGGCACCCGGUUUGAAGUCGUGCGGGUCGGAGGACUGCCGCCUCAGUCGCCGCCUCGGACCCUGCUUCCCCGGCCUCGGCGGCGACGAGCUCGAGUAGGCGGCGGGGCAGAUGCCCGAGAGCCCGCGCCCGGACGCCACGCGCCCUAUCGGCCGCUCCCCGGCGCCGCGCGGCCUGGGCCUGCGCCGCUCUGCUCUCUGGAAACUAGCGCCUCAGCGGCGCGGCGCGUAGCUCGCGGGGUGCUCGGAACCGCCGGCGCCCGACCAUGGCGGUCUCCAGGCUUGAUCGUCUUUUUAUCUUACUGGAUACUGGCACUACUCCUGUUACAAGAAAAGCUGCUGCACAGCAACUUGGAGAAGUGGUGAAGCUUCAUCCUCAUGAACUAAAUAAUUUGUUAUCUAAAGUAUUGAUAUAUUUAAGGAGUGCAAAUUGGGAUACCCGGAUUGCAGCAGGACAAGCUGUUGAAGCAAUAGUGAAAAAUGUACCUGAGUGGAAUCCAGUGCCAAGAGCCAAACAAGAACCUUCUUCAGAGAGUUGUAUGGAAGAUUCAUCUUCUACAGAUCGAUUGAAUUUUGACAGAUUUGAUAUAUGUAGAUUGUUACAACAUGGUGCCUCUCUGUUGGGAUCUGCUGGUGCAGAAUUUGAAGUCCAGGAUGAAAAAUCAGGUGAAGUGGAUCCUAAAGAAAGGAUAGCACGCCAACGAAAGCUAUUACAGAAGAAACUUGGCCUUAAUAUGGGAGAAGCAAUUGGAAUGAGUACUGAAGAACUCUUCAAUGAUGAAGAUUUGGAUUAUACCCCAUCUUCAGCAGCCUUUGUAAACAAACAACCUACUCUCCAGGCAGCUGAAUUGAUUGAUUCAGAAUUUCGAGCAGGAAUGAGCAAUAGACAGAAGAACAAAGCUAAAAGAAUGGCCAAAUUAUUUUGGAAACAGAGAUCCAAGGAUGCAGUGGAAACUAAUGAGAAGAGCAAUGAUAGCACUGAUGGGGAGCCAGAAGAAAAGAGACGGAAAAUAGCAAAUGUUGUUAUUAAUCAGUCUGCAAAUGAUUCCAAAGUCUUGAUUGAUAAUAUUCCAGAAAGUUCUUCCUUAAUUGAAGAGACAAAUGAAUGGCCUCUGGAAAGCUUUUGUGAAGAGCUUUGCAAUGACCUUUUUAAUCCAUCCUGGGAGGUUCGACAUGGUGCAGGCACAGGACUUAGGGAAAUUCUUAAAGCUCAUGGGAAAAGUGGUGGUAAAAUGGGAGACAGCACUUUAGAAGAGAUGAUUCAGCAGCACCAAGAAUGGUUGGAAGACUUGGUUAUUAGACUCCUUUGUGUUUUUGCAUUAGACAGAUUUGGAGACUUUGUUUCUGAUGAAGUUGUGGCACCAGUUCGUGAAACGUGUGCACAGACAUUGGGUGUGGUUUUAAAACACAUGAAUGAAACAGGAGUUCAUAAGACUGUGGAUGUACUGCUAAAAUUACUUACACAGGAACAGUGGGAAGUUAGACAUGGUGGUCUGCUGGGAAUAAAGUAUGCAUUAGCAGUUCGUCAGGAUGUAAUUAAUACUUUAUUGCCUAAAGUUUUAACUAGAAUAAUUGAAGGACUCCAGGACCUCGAUGAUGAUGUCAGAGCUGUUGCUGCAGCAUCAUUAGUGCCUGUAGUAGAAAGCCUUGUCUAUCUUCAGACUCAAAAGGUACCCUUCAUUAUAAAUACGUUAUGGGAUGCUCUUCUGGAAUUAGAUGAUCUAACAGCUUCAACAAAUAGUAUUAUGACUCUUCUUUCAUCCUUAUUAACUUAUCCACAGGUCCAACAAUGCAGUAUUCAACAGUCACUCACAGUUUUAGUUCCACGUGUUUGGCCUUUUUUGCAUCACACAAUAUCAUCAGUUCGAAGAGCAGCAUUGGAAACUCUAUUUACAUUAUUAUCAACACAAGACCAGAACUCAUCGUCUUGGCUUAUACCUAUCCUGCCUGAUAUGCUCCGACACAUUUUUCAAUUCUGUGUUUUAGAAAGCAGUCAGGAAAUUCUGGACCUCAUUCACAAGGUUUGGAUGGAACUGUUGAGCAAGGCUUCGGUUCAGUAUGUGGUGGCAGCUGCUUGUCCAUGGAUGGGUGCUUGGCUUUGCUUAAUGAUGCAGCCUUCUCACUUACCAAUUGAUCUAAAUAUGUUACUAGAAGUAAAAGCCAGAGCCAAGGAAAAAACAGGAGGUAAGGUACGCCAGGGCCAAAGCCAAAGUAAAGAAGCACUUCAGGAGUAUAUUGCCGGUGCAGACACCAUUAUGGAAGACCCAGCCACCAGGGAUUUUGUGGUUAUGCGGGCCAGAAUGAUGGCAGCCAAGUUAUUAGGAGCACUUUGUUGCUGUAUUUGUGAUCCAGGUGUAAAUAUGGUAACCCAAGAAGUCAAACCAGCUGAAUCCCUUGGCCAAUUACUCCUGUUUCAUUUGAAUUCCAAAUCUGCAUUACAGAGGAUUAGUGUUGCUUUGGUAAUCUGUGAAUGGGCUGCUCUACAGAAGGAGUGUAAAGCUGUUACCCUAGCUGUGCAACCACGUUUACUUGAUAUCCUUUCAGAACAUUUAUAUUAUGAUGAAAUUGCUGUUCCAUUCACACGAAUGCAGAAUGAAUGUAAACAGCUUAUAUCAUCAUUAGCUGAUGUACAUAUUGAAGUUGGUAAUAGAGUAAGCAACAAUGUUUUAACAAUAGAUCAAGCUAAUGACCUGGUCACUACUGUUUUUAAUGAAGCCACAUCAUCUUUUGAUUUAAAUCCUCAAGUGUUUCAGCAGUUAGAUAGUAAACGACAGCAAGUCCAAAUGACAGUUACAGAGACCAACCAGGAAUGGCAAGUGUUGCAGUUGAGAGUGCAUACUUUUGCCGCAUGUGCUGUUGUGAGCUUGCAGCAGCUUCCAGAAAAGUUAAAUCCCAUCAUAAAACCAUUAAUGGAGACAAUUAGAAAAGAAGAAAAUACACUAGUACAAAACUAUGCAGCUCAGUGCAUAGCUAAACUACUUCAGCAGUGCACAACAAGGACACCUUGUCCUAAUUCAAAAAUUAUUAAAAACCUCUGUAGUUCACUUUGUGUGGAUCCGUAUCUAACACCUUGUGUCACAUGUCCAGUGCCUACACAAAGUGGCCAGGAAAAUUUUAAAGGAUCCAACUCAGAAAAAGAUGGGAUGCACCAUACUGUUACCAAGCACAGAGGUAUAAUUACACUCUAUAGGCAUCAGAAAGCUGCCUUUGCUAUCACAAGUAGACGAGGUCCUACCCCCAAAGCGGUAAAAGCUCAAAUAGCAGAUUUUCCUGCAGGGAGUAGUGGAAGCAUCUUUAUUGAACUUGAUGAGGCUCAGAAGCCUUACCUGGUACAACGGAGAGGAGCUGAAUUUGCCUUGACAACUAUAGUGAAGCAUUUUGGUGGUGAAAUGGCAAUGAUGUUGCCACAUCUUUGGGAUGCUAUGAUUGGCCCAUUGAGGAAUACAAUUGACAUAAAUAAUUUUGAUGGAAAGUCUCUUCUGGAAAGGGGAGAUGGCCCUGCUCAAGAAUUGGUGAAUUCUCUACAGGUUUUUGAAACAGCAGCAGCUUCAAUGGAUUCUGAACUUCAUCCCUUGUUGGUACAGCAUUUGCCUCAUCUUUAUAUGUGCCUUCAGUACCCCAGCACCGCAGUAAGACACAUGGCUGCUCGUUGUGUUGGUGUCAUGAGUAAAAUAGCCACGAUGGAAACAAUGAAUAUUUUUUUGGAAAAGGUUCUUCCAUGGCUGGGAGCAAUUGAUGACAAUAUCAAACAAGAGGGUGCAAUUGAAGCACUUGCCUGUGUAAUGGAGCAACUGGAUGUUGGCAUUGUUCCAUAUAUUGUCCUUUUAGUUGUUCCUGUGUUGGGAAGAAUGAGUGAUCAGACAGACAGUGUAAGAUUUAUGGCCACACAGUGCUUUGCAACACUGAUUAGACUCAUGCCACUUGAGGCAGGCAUUCCAGACCCUCCAAACAUGUCAGAAGAGUUAAUCCAAUUGAAAGCCAAAGAGCGACACUUUUUGGAGCAAUUAUUAGAUGGGAAAAAAUUAGAAAAUUAUAAAAUUCCAGUCCCAAUUAAUGCUGAACUCAGAAAAUAUCAGCAGGAUGGUGUGAACUGGUUAGCAUUUCUUAAUAAGUAUAAGCUUCAUGGAAUUCUGUGUGAUGACAUGGGUUUAGGAAAAACUUUACAGUCCAUCUGCAUUCUAGCUGGAGAUCAUUGUCACAGGGCCCAGGAAUAUGCAAGAUCAAAAUUGGCAGAAUGUAUGCCACUUCCUUCCUUGGUGGUUUGUCCACCAACAUUAACAGGUCAUUGGGUGGAUGAAGUAGGUAAAUUUUGCUCCAGAGAAUAUCUGAAUCCAUUGCAUUAUACAGGGCCUCCCACGGAAAGAAUAAGGUUACAGCAUCAAGUAAAAAGGCACAAUCUGAUAGUGGCUUCAUAUGAUGUUGUAAGGAAUGACAUAGAUUUCUUUAGAAAUAUUAAAUUUAACUACUGCAUUCUUGAUGAAGGUCAUGUCAUCAAAAAUGGAAAAACAAAAUUAUCAAAAGCAGUUAAACAACUGACUGCUAAUUAUAGGAUUAUUCUUUCUGGAACACCAAUUCAGAACAAUGUUUUGGAGCUGUGGUCAUUAUUUGAUUUCCUCAUGCCAGGAUUUUUGGGUACUGAACGCCAGUUUGCUGCUCGAUAUGGUAAACCUAUAUUAGCAAGUAGGGAUGCUCGGAGCUCCAGUCGAGAACAAGAAGCAGGUGUUCUUGCAAUGGAUGCACUGCACCGCCAAGUACUACCAUUUCUUUUAAGAAGAAUGAAAGAAGAUGUUUUACAAGAUCUUCCACCUAAAAUUAUUCAAGACUAUUAUUGCACUCUUAGUCCUCUCCAGGUUCAGCUCUAUGAAGAUUUCGCAAAGUCUCGUGCCAAGUGUGAUGUUGAUGAAACGGUUUCCUCAGUUACACUUUCUGAAGAAACUGAAAAACCAAAGCUUAAAGCUACAGGCCAUGUAUUCCAGGCAUUGCAGUACCUGCGUAAAUUGUGCAACCAUCCAGCAUUAGUCUUAACAUCUCAGCAUCCAGAGUUCAAGAGCACUACUGAAAAGCUGGCAGUUCAGAAUUCUUCUCUUCAUGAUAUUCAACAUGCACCUAAACUCUCAGCUUUGAAACAAUUGCUGCUGGACUGUGGUUUGGGAAAUGGUGGCACUUCCGAGAGUGGCACAGAGUCCGUUGUGGCCCAGCACAGGAUACUGAUCUUCUGUCAGCUGAAAAGCAUGCUUGACAUUGUGGAACAUGAUCUUCUCAAGCCACACUUGCCCUCUGUAACGUACUUGAGAUUAGAUGGCAGCAUACCCCCUGGUCAGAGGCAUUCCAUUGUUUCCCGGUUCAACAAUGAUCCAUCCAUAGAUGUUCUGUUACUUACAACUCAUGUUGGUGGCCUGGGGCUUAACUUGACUGGCGCUGACACGGUGGUAUUUGUGGAGCACGACUGGAAUCCUAUGCGAGAUCUACAAGCCAUGGACCGAGCACAUCGCAUUGGGCAGAAACGUGUGGUUAACGUGUAUCGACUGAUAACCAGAGGAACGCUGGAAGAGAAAAUAAUGGGUUUGCAGAAAUUCAAGAUGAACAUAGCAAAUACUGUUAUUAGCCAAGAGAAUUCUAGUUUGCAGAGUAUGGGGACUGAUCAACUUCUUGAUUUGUUUACUCUUGAUAAGGAUGGCAAAACAGAAAAAGCUGACACCUCUACUUCUGGAAGAGCAAGUAUGAAGUCAAUUCUUGAAAAUCUGAGUGAUCUUUGGGAUCAAGAGCAAUAUGAUUCAGAAUACAGCCUGGAAAAUUUCAUGCAUUCUCUCAAGACAACCAUCUAUGAGCCUGGAAAUGCAAAUUCAUCCAGGAGAAAGCAAAAUUCCAGGCCUAUACCACAGCUCCCUGCUGAUGUGCCUGGGAAAGCAGCAGAACAUGGUCCCAGCGCUUGGACCCCUGCACCCACGUGGGAGACCCAGAUGAAGCUCCUGACUUCAGCCUGGCCCAGCCCCAGUCAUAUGGGCCAUUUGGGUAGUGAACCAGUGGAUGGAAGAUUCUUUCUGCCUUUCAACUUCAAGUAAAUCUUUAAGAAAAAAAAAAUGCUUUAAAAAAAGUCACCUUAGACUUUUUUGCAGGGUCAAAGCUGCAAAAAAACCCAGCUCCCAUCUGCUGACUCUACUUGCCUACAGUGUCUAGGACUGGUCCAGGCCAAAGUAGGGGGCCCAGCACCUGUCGGCCAUAUGGGUGGAGCAUUUGAGUCCUCUCUCCUGCCUCCAAAGGUCUUGUACUAGUAAGAAGCUGGAGUCAGGCAUCAGACACUGGCAUUGUCGUCAUAAUGGCUAGGCUAAGUGCCUGCCCCAGGUCUGUCCUUUUUUUUUUUUUUUUUUUUGCAUCACCCCUAUUGUAAUCAGGAAGUUCCCAUCUCCAGCUUCAAAAUCUAUUCCAAAUCAAUUCACUUUUCUCCAUGUCCACCAUUAAAACUAUAGUUGCCACUACCAUUUUAUUGCUACACUGCCUUUUUUUUUUUUUUUUUUUUUUUUUUUUGGACAGGCAGAGUGGACAGAGAGAGACAGAAAGGUCUUCCUUUGCCGUUGGUUCACCCUCCAAUGGCCGCCGCGGCCGGCGCGCUGCGGCCGGCGCACCGCGCUGAUCUGAUGGCAGGAGCCAGGAGCCAGGUGCUUUUCCUGGUCUCCCAUGGGGUGCAGGGCCCAAGCACUUGGGCCAUCCUCCACUGCACUCCCUGGCCACAGCAGAGGGCUGGCCUGGAGGGGGGGCAACCGGGACAGAAUCCGGCGCCCCGACCGGGCCUAGAACCCGGUGUGCCGGCGCCGCUAGGCGGAGGAUUAGCCUAGUGAGCCGCGGCGCCGGCCACUACACUGCUCUUCUAACUGGUCUUCCAAACCCUCUAAUGGCUUCCUACACAUUCAGACCACAUCUAAACUCCCUACUCUGAGAAACCCUACUAGAGGUGGCUUCGGCCCAUCUCUGAUUCUCUCAUCAUAUCCCACUAUGCUCAUCCCAACAGGUCAGGUCAGUGUUGCCUUUUUUCUGUAUCUCAACAGAAAACCAGAAGUAUUUCUACCUUGGUUUUGGUUUUUGUACAGCUGGGUGAAUGGUGUCAUAGAGAUAAGGAAGACUGAAAAGAGCAAAUUUCAGUUUGAUGGGGUGGGGUAGAUAGAACUUUUUUUUCCACGUUCCGUGUGAGAUACUCAGUAUGGAACCGAAUGAAAUCUCAACAGUAAAUUCAAAAGUGUAAGAGAUCUUCAAAUAGUUUAUGGGAAAUGUGUAUUAUGAAAAAACUAUAUAGAUUUCAAAGGUGUUUUUUUUUUUUUAACCCAAACUUUUAAUUCCAUUUCACCAUGAACUUUUUGAAGUCCCUUUGUGUAACUUGAGCAAAACAAUACACUGUUUACGGCUGUGGAAGCACAAUCCUACACAGGGUUAUUUUUAAGAAAAUUAGGUGACACCACCACAUACGAGGUUUGCUCAGCAUUUCCUGCCAGGGCCAGCAUGGAGGAGGAUACCAAGGCCAGCAGUUGGCAUGGAUGUGUUACAAUAAGCAGCUUUCGGCAGAAAGUUAUGAGUUGUAAUACAGAGGAGGCGGUCAUCAUGACAGAAGAUUCCACUCCCCAGAAGAGCACAGCAACUCUAAAUGGAUACACCAUGCAAAAUACAUAAAGCAAACAAGGAAGAAGCUGCAAGGAGAAACAGACAACUCCAAACCCGUAGUGGGAUUUUAACAUACCUCUCUCAGUCAACAAGAGGACCAGAAGAAAAAAAUUUACUAGUAUAUAGAUGACUUUAAUACUGUAGCAAAUAUGGCUUUAUAGACAUAUAACUCUAGAAUACAUUUUUCGAAGUUCAUGGGUAAUAUUUACCAAAGUUUACAUGCUAAGCCAUAAUGCCUUGCCUGACAAAUUUCAAGAAACUGAAAUAAUACAUAAUAUCCACUUUUUUCACUCCUAUACAACAAUCUGCUGGAACUUCUAGCUUGUACAAUAAAGCAAUAAAAACCAAAGAGGGCCCGGCGCUGUGGCCCAGUAGGUUAAUCCUCUGCCAUGCUGGCAUCCCAUAUGGGCACCACUUCUAGUUCCAGCUGCUCCACUUCAGUCCAGCUCGCUGCUAUGGCCUGGGAAAGCAGUAGAAAAAGGCCCAAGUCCUUGGGUCCCUGCACCCACGUGGGAGACUGGGAGAAAGCACCUGUCUCCUGGCUUCAGAUCGGCGCAGCUCUGGCUGUUGCAGCCAUUUGGGGAGUGAACCAACAGAAGAAAACCUCUCUCUCUCUCUACCUCUCACUGUAACUUUAACUUUCAAAUAAAAUAAAAUAUUUAAAAAAGAAAAAAAAAAGCAGCAUUGUGGCGAAGCAGUUACACGCAGCUUGGCCUGCCUACGUCCCUGAGCAGAGUGCUGGGUUCAGAUUCCAGCUUCCUGUCCAUGUGGGCCUGGGGACAGCAGGUGAUGGCACAGUCUGCUACUUCCAUGAGAGACCAAGCAUAGGAUUCCUGGCUCCCAUUUGGCCUGACCCAGCCCUAACUAUUGUAGGCAUUUGGGGACUGAGCCAGUGGAUGGGAGAUUUUCUCUGCCUUUCAAACAAACUACUAAAAAGUUAAAAAACAAUAAAGAUUAGAAAACUGUGUUUAAAAACAUGACUAUGUAGAAAAUUCCAAAGAAUAUACAAAAAGGCUACUAGUAAUUAAGUGAUUUAGCAAGUGCACAGUGCACAGGGUUAAUUUAGAAACAUCAUCAGGUGGGCAUUCGGCUUAGCAGUUAAGACAGUGUUUAAGAUGCCUGUGGGGGGUGGCAGGGCGGUGCCGUGGUGCAGCAGGUUAAUCCUCCACCUGCAGCACCGGCAUCCCAUAUGGAUGCUGGUUCCAGUCCCGGCCACUCCUCUUCCAAUCCAGCUCUCUGCUGUGGCCUGGGAAGGCAAUAGAAGAUGGCUCAAGUCCUUGGGCCCCUGCACACACGUGGGAGACCCAGAAGAAGCUCCUGACUCCUGACUUCAGAUCGGUGCAGCUGCAGCUGUGGCAGGCCUUUGGGGAGUGAACCAGUGGAUAGAAGACCCUCUGUUUUACCCUGUCACUGUAACUCUACCUCUCAAAAAUGUUUUUUUAAAAAGAUGCUUGUGGAACCACGGAGCCCAGUGUCAAACCCUGUCACUCCACAUGACAUGUGGGCAUCCCAAAAGCCUGUGCCUCCAUUUGGUUGGGUUUGUUUUGAUUUUUUUUGAAAGGGUUCUUGAUUUGUUUGAAAGAGUGUUGGAGGGAGAGAGAGACAGAGACCUUCCAUCUACAACUUCACUCCCCAAAUGCCCACUAUGCCAGGGCUGGACCAGCCGGGAAGUCCAUCUGGCUCUCCUACAUACCUGAGUCAUCUGCUGCCACCCAAGUGUAUGAGCAGGAAACUGGAUCAGAAGUGGGGUAGCCAGGCCUUGACCCAGGCACUCGGACAGGGGAUGUGGGUGUCCUGAGUCAACAGCUGUUCCAAAUGCCUUUCCCCAGUUUUGGCUCUUUAGAAAGUAAGUAAACUCUGGGGCCAGCUUGUGGCGCAGUGCCUGCAAUGCCAAUAUGCGGGUGCUGAUUUGAGUCCUGGCUGCUCUACUUCCUAUCCAGCUCCCUGGUGAUGCAUCUAGGAAAACAGUAGAAUGGCCCAAGUGCAUGGGCCACCCACAUGGGAGACCUGGAUGGAGUUCAGGGCUCCUGGCUCUGGCCUGGUCCAGCCCUGGCCAUUGUGGCCAUUUGGGGAGUGAACCAACAGCUAGAAGAUUGAUCUCACUAACUCACUUCUCAAAUCUGUUUUAAAAAAUAAGAAAAUUACUGGUAAGUAUCUCCCAUGAAUAUAUAUUGCAAAAACUCUGGCCGGCGCCACGGCUUACUUGGCUAAUCCCCCGCCUGCGGCACCGGCACCCCAGGUUCUAGUCCUGGCUGGGGCUCCAGAUUCUGUCCCGGUUGCUCCCCUUCCAGUCCAGCUCUCUGCUGUGGUCCAGGAAGGCAGUGGAGGAUGGCCCACGUGCUUGGGCCCUGCACCCUCAUGGGAGACCAGGAGGAAGCACCUGGCUCCUGGCUUCGGAUCAGCGCAGCGCACUGGCCGCAGCAUGCCAGCAGUGGCGGCCAUUUGGGGGGUGAACCAGCGGAAAAGGAAGACCUUUCUCUUUUUCUCUCUCUCCCUCCCUCCCUAUCUAACUCUGCCUGUCACACACACACACACACACACACACACACACAAACCUCUCAACAGCAAAUUGUCCAAAUAUUUCUAUCAAGAAUUAAUCCAGGGCCAGCACUGUGGCAUAGCGGGUAAAGCCACUGCCUGCAGUGCCGGCAUCCCAUAUGGACAACAGUUCAAGUCCCAGCUGCUCCACUUCUGAUUCAGCUCCUUACUAUCCUUGGGAAAGCAGUAGAAGAUGGCCCAAGUCCUUGGGCCCCUGCACCCACAUGGGAGACCGGGAAGAAGCUCCUGUCUUCGCAUUAGCCCAGUUCCGGCCGUUGCAGCCAUUCCCCAGUGAACCAGUGGGCGGAAGAGUGAGUGAGUCUGUCUGCCCCUCCCCGCCCCCCUCAAUAAAUUAAAAAAAAAAAAAAUUACACAUCAUGCACAGGUGGGAUUUAUCCCAGGAAGUUAGGUGGGCUCAGCACUGAAAAUCAGUUAAUGUAAAGAGCAAAGAAAAAUUAGUGGAGAAAAAGAAGUCUUUUCACCAAAUGAUGCUGGAAAAUGGACAUUACCACAGACACACACCAAAAGAAAAAGAAUAAUCUGGACAUGCUACACCUUUCACAAAAACGAACUUCAAAAUGGUUCACAGACCUAAGUGCAGAAACCAAAACCGGAACACUUCUGAAAAAGAACUUCUAGAUGACUUCGAGUUUGGCGAUGAUUUUUUUCCUUAAACACCAAAGGCGCUAUCCGUCCAUGAAGAAGCGGGUGAGGUGAAUAUCAUUCAAAUUAAAAACUCCUGCAAAAGAUGCUACAGGCCACAAACUGGGAGAAAGCACCUGUGACACAAAGAACUUGUGUCCAAAUCUUUCCGGAAACUGAAAAGCCAACAAUAAGGAAACCCUAGAUCCAACUGAAAACCAGACAAAAGAUCUACAGAGCCACUUCGCCCAAGAUGUGCAGACGGUGAUGAGAGAAGAUACGGGUCAAAAUGAUGCCAUCCACGGAACACCUCUUAGAAUGAAACCCACACACCGGCAACACCAAAUGCAGAAAGGGCACAGAGUGGAAGGACUCAUUGCCACUUUGUACCAAGACAGGUUGGCAGGUAUUUUUUUUAAGAUUUUAUUUAUUUAUUUGAGAGGUAGAGUUACAGUGAGAGUGAGAGAGAGAGAGAGAGAGAGAAAGGUCUUCGAUCCGCUGGUUCACUCCCCGAAUGGCCGCAACUGCCGGAGCUGCGCCAAUCCGGAGCCAGGAGCCAGGAGCCUCUUCCUGGUCUCCCAGGUGGGUGCAGGGACCCAAAGACUUGGGCCAUCUUCUACUGCUUUCCCAGGACAUAGCAAAGAGCUGGACUGGAAGAGGAGCAGCCGGGACUAGAACCGCCGCCCGUACGGGAUGCCGGCACUGCAGGUGGAGGAUUAACCCACUGUGCCCCUGCACCGGCCCCUAGUUUGGCAGUUUCUUAGAAAGUCUACUUCCCCACAGAAAGUCUCACAUUCCAGCAACCAGGCUCCUGUUUCCCCGAAUGAACUCCAGAUGCCCGCCCUAGGGCGUGAUGUGGCACAGCAGGUCAAGCCGCUGCUUGUGCUGCCAGCGGCCCAUAUCCGAGUGCUGGUCUGACUCCCAGCUGCUCCACUUCCGAUCCAGCUCCCUGCUACUGUGUCUGGGAAAGCAGCGGAAGAUGGCCCAAGUGUUUGGGUCCCUGCCACCCAUGUGCGAGACCUGGCUGGAGUCCCGGAACUGCUGUUUUCAGCCUGGCUCAGCCCCGGCUGUUGCAGGCAUUUGGGGGUUGGGGGUGGGGGUGGGGGAGGUGAAUCAGCAGUUGGAAGAUCUUUCUCUGCCUCUGUCACUCUUUCAAAUAAAUAUUUUUAGAAACCUUUUAAAAAUUUAUAAAAACAUACAGUGCAAAGAGUAAACCCUAACCUGAACCAUGGACUUUCGUUCAUGACAAUGUAGCAAUGACAGAAGUGCUCAGUUCUAACGGACCUGCCACAGCUAAUGCAAGCAGGGAAACUGGGGGAGAAGUGCUGAGGAGCUACGCAGUAACUACUGACCAAACAAACAGCGUGCUGCACUCUCUGAGCUCUCUAAAAUAGCUCUACAAAAUCAAGUGAUGUUUCCAAAAAGCCCCCAUGAAGAUAAAAACAAACCCAAAUAGAGACACUUGGGGCAGGCCUUGGGUCGCAGGGAGGGAAGCGUUGGCAUCCCGUAUCAGAGCAGCAGCGAGUCUUGCGAGCUGCCCGGCUGCCAACCCACACACCUAGGCAGGCAGCCGAAGACAGCCGAGUACUCAGGUCCCUGCCACCCCCGUGGGAGACCUGCGUGGAGUUCCUGACUCCUGGCUUUAGCCUGGCUCACCUCCAGCCAUGGGGCCGUUUCAGCAGGGAAUCAGCAGAUGGAAGAUCUCGCUUUCUCUCUCCAUCUGUCUUUCAAAUAAAUAAUCUUGAAAAAUAUAUUUCACUGACAAGGAUAUACAAAUGGCAAACACGUACAUGAAAAAAAAAAUGUUCAUUAUUAUCCAUUAGGGAGGGGGGAAUGUUAGGAAACUGGCGCAGUUGGCCGCAUGGCCCAGCUACCUGAGCCAGGCUCCACCCCCAUCCUAAUGGGAUUGGCUGCUCCUGCUUCCCUGCCCGCCCUCAGGCGAAGUUUUAAAAGGGCCUGUUCCUGAACACGUGCUCUCUUGCCCCUUCUCUCCUGCUCUCUCUCUCAGUUCCUCUCUCCAGCCUCCUCCUCUGGUCUCUUGGCUCUGCUCUCCUCUCUCCUCUUCUCUGCUUUAUCUUCUCUCCUUGCUAGCUCUUCUCCUCUCUGUCUCUCUCUCUUAACAGUCUCCCUCCCUUUUUUCCUUCACUGCCCCUUCACUCCGGUCUGCAGGGUGUUCCCCAAUAAACCCUUCCCCUUAAAAAAAAAAAAAAAAGAAA